AUGUCAGCGACCGUAAUCGGUGAAGCCAUGGCGGUAUCAUCAGCAGCAUCAGAAACUCAGGCCACAUCGGCAAAACCCGAAGUCGAGUCGGUAAAGUGCGAAUGCUGUGGACUGAGUGAGGAGUGUACCCCGACGUAUAUCGAACGUGUACGAGAACGAUAUCAAGGUAAAUGGAUCUGCGGCCUGUGUACUGAAGCUGUGAAAGAUGAGAUUACGAGGACACACGGGCUCAUCAGUACCGAGGAAGCAAUGGCCAGGCACAUGGAUUUUUGCCAAGCGUUUGUGUCCUCGGGGCCGCCUGCUGAUCCUACGGUUCAUCUCAUAUCUGCCAUGAGAAGUAUUCUUAGGAGGAGUUUGGAUUGUCCGAGAGGUUUGAGGUCAACACCGAGUAGUCCUACGAGAAAAGUGGGUGAAAUUCGGGGUCCAGGGCUUACUCGCGCCGAGAGUUGUUUCCCUACGCUCUCCGGUUGA
Hibiscus syriacus is the source of this 471-nucleotide messenger RNA. RefSeq lists its product as uncharacterized. NCBI's taxonomy places the organism in Eukaryota, Viridiplantae, Streptophyta, Magnoliopsida, Malvales, Malvaceae. The coding region runs from base 1 to 471 and encodes 156 amino acids. The transcript has a single exon. The record is from RefSeq and is a predicted model, not a curated record.